CCCAGCAGAGAAAGGAGAUACCGGGAACAUUGGUUUGCCUGGAACGGAGGGAAAGAAAGGAGAGCCUGUAGGUGUACAGUCACAACAACAUGACGGACAUGUAUCACUGCAUGCAGCGGUUGACUGACUCUCCAUCACACUUGGUUUAGGUCAAUGUCUCACGUCACUGACUUCGCCCAUUGUUCAGGAACAUCAACACUCUUGUGUUUCUAAUUAUAUUCCUAGCCUGAUAAAUGCACAAAUGAAAAAUCCCAGCUUUAUUAAUCAUGUUAUGUUCCCCUUGAGUGAGUGUUGCAUCUCCCAUCAGUAUUGUGAUGGUGAUGCAGGACUGCUCAGCUCGCACAGUGUGUUUACGAGCCGCUAGUUGACCGCACAUCCCUCUUGUUUUGUUUUGUUCCCAUGGUCUCGCCUCUGAAGGGAAAACCAGGACCUCCGGGAGGCGCGCAACUCAGUUCAGACAACAGUAUCCUGACUAGGGUGAUCAAGGGUGAACCAGGACAUCCCGGAGAGCCCGGUCUCAGAGGGGAGACAGGUCUGCCUGGACAAAGGGGUCCUGAUGGAAAACCAGGAUCUCCAGGAACGGGAGGGUCUGUGUCAGGGAGAGAUGGUCUGGAUGGGUUACCAGGAAAACCUGGAUCCAAGGGUGACCCAGGAAAGACAGGCGAGCCAGGAACGAGGGGAGAGAAAGGAGACCAAGGCAGGGUGGGGAUUGCUGGAAUGCCUGGUUUACCUGGGACCCCAGGUAGACCUGGCAUUGAUGGAAAGAGAGGUCUGGCUGGAAAAGAUGGAGAGCAAGGACAAAGAGGAGAUGAUGGCAAAAAGGGUGAUACAGGUGAAUCGGGGACUGAGGGUAAAAAAGGGGAAUUGGGUGCUCCGGGCCCACCUGGUACCCAUGUUCUGGUUACUCAACAAGAGGGUGCCACCCUUGAAGAGAUGAGACAAGCAUUCCCUUUGCCAAUGGGACCUCCUGGGGCUAAAGGUCCACCAGGGAUGAAGGGUGACGCUGGUCUUCCAGGGAAAGCAGCUGACAUGAAGAACAUUGAAGUAAUGUUUGAAGACUAUGGCAUAAGGCUGCCCUUGCUGAAGGCACUGAUUGACAGGCUGCUGCAGGACGGCAUGGAGGAGCUUCUGCAGGAGCUAACCACCUCUAGGAGAGUCAAUGAGAAGGAGAAACACGGCUCCAACAUUAUCACUGACUACACAAGUAAAGUAAAGUAUGAGAUCUCCAAGGAGCCUCUGACAGAGAUGGACACCAUAGAGGAGGCAGUUGACUCUGACCUAGACAGACAGCUACCAGAACCUAACUCUGAUGCUUUGAAUGAAACGGUGGAGGGCCCCACAUUCUGGAACCUCACCCCUCUUCAUGGUCUUAAUGGCCUCCAAGACGUGGGGAGGAUAGAGAGCACCUCUAAGGGGAUAGAGGGGACACUGACAGUGGACGAGGACUUCAGUGAAGCUCCCUCGCCCAAGUUGCCUUUAUCAAACUCAACAUUUAACAACACAACGUCUGAAGAGAGGGUCUCUGAGGUACCAGGGGCAAUAGUAGAAACUGUUCACCUCAGUGAGGAAGACUCCUUGAAGAAGAAGAAGAGUCGAGAACGGAAGGGCAAGGGACAGAAAGGACGACAUAAGAGGCAAAGACAACGCCUGACGAGUACAGAGGAGGAAGAGGAAGCGGAGGAGGAGGAAUUAUACGACAGGGAUGAGUACAGUUAUGAAUAUGAGGAUUCCACAGAUGAUCCCUUACUGUCAAUGGAAAAGCAAGGGGAGUUUGAAACCACAACAGAAAGCACACUACAUGGAAUGAGCAAAGAGAGUGGCCUGACAACUUUAGGUCCAUAUCCAUCCCAGUCACCGGGACACAGUGAAAAGCAGGGGGAAUUCAUCACACCUAUCCUUCCCAGCACAACGGAGGAAACAGAGAAGGACCUUUCCUCAAUCCAGAAAGAUUGAGACUGUAGAUUUGUAAGCACGGAGUGUUUGUAUAAACUGUGAAGUGAAGUGUAUCGCUGGUGAGGAGCAGUCUACCCUUAACCUGACCAGCAUAACAUGAGGAGGGACUUCGCUUCGUCGCGCAAUGAUGAUGCAAUUUGUCCAAUGUCACUCGUCCAAUUCCACUUCUAUGACCAGAAUCGUGUUAUAUACUUAAUUCAAAUACCUAAAAGAUGAACAAUACAUAGGUAAAGCUCAGUUAAAUCAAGACAGUGUAUUAUAUAACGAUUAUUGGACUAAUAAAUUCUUCCAUCAGAUGUCAGUGUUAUUUUAGCAUUGACUUUGCAGAAACUAAUUUAUUUAUUAAAGAAGUUGAAAACGUUACAUUGGACCUAAGCUGUAGUAUCUCUCUGUCGCUUCGGUAUUACAACAGUUUUUACCUCCUCGUCAUUUCUUCAACCAUAUUCUAAUGUUUUCAGUGUAUCGCUGCUUAUCAAUUCCUCAACCAAAUGUUAUUUAUUGAAAACAUGGAAAUAGAUUGUAUUUUGUUCCUUUUCUGUAUUAGUUACUACUUUUUCAAUGAAAUGUGUUUCCAUCAUAUUCUUCAGAAUAUAUAGUAUUCAAACCUGUUUACACUGGUGAAAUGUUGGCAGUCUAAAGUUUUCUAUUUGUAUUUAACCUCUCUGUGUGCAUCUAAGUAAAUGUUCAAAUGAU
This is a messenger RNA of Oncorhynchus keta (chum salmon), 2646 nucleotides long. RefSeq names its product collagen alpha-2(V) chain-like. Lineage: Eukaryota; Metazoa; Chordata; Actinopteri; Salmoniformes; Salmonidae. The coding region runs from base 400 to 1953 and encodes 517 amino acids. The transcript is spliced from 26 exons. The record is from RefSeq and is a predicted model, not a curated record.